Messenger RNA from Liolophura sinensis, 2718 nucleotides. RefSeq names its product repetin-like. The transcript has 8 exons. Bases 78 to 2210 code for a protein of 710 amino acids. Lineage: Eukaryota; Metazoa; Mollusca; Polyplacophora; Chitonida; Chitonidae. Gene Ontology annotation, cellular component: nucleus. Gene Ontology annotation, molecular function: protein binding; ubiquitin protein ligase activity. The record is from RefSeq and is a predicted model, not a curated record. Gene Ontology annotation, biological process: protein ubiquitination.
AGGAAAGUGUGUUGGGAGAAGAGUUAGAAGUGCUGGAGUCAAUCUAUAUACAUGAGCUGACCGUGGACAGAGAUGAUAUGGGUCGACCGACACUGAUCAGCCUUGACCUUCACCCUGCCACUGGGGAUGACCUUGAGAAGCAGUAUGUCUGCAUGACCUUGAACAUCAUUCCAGGUUGUAAAUACCCUGACGAGCCUCCAGACAUAGAGAUUAGGAAUCCCCGAGGAAUCGGGGAGGAGGAUGUACAGAGGGUCACAGAGAGCAUGCAGCAGUUGGCUUUGGAGAGGAAGGGAAAUCCAAUGUUGUAUGAACUUACAGAGCUUGCUAAGGAAUGUUUGACUGAGGGUAACAUGCCCCACGGUCCGUGCACAAUAUGCCUGGAGCACUUCACAGAGGGAGAGCCAUUCACUAAGACAGACUGCUACCACUAUUACCAUCAGUACUGUUUGGCCAGGUACAUCCGUCAUGUGCUGGCUACACAGGAGGAAGAGGAACGGGAAGCAGCGCCAUCUGCAGGGGAGAAGGACGAGGAAAAAGAGGAGGGAGUGGUGUGCCCUGUAUGCAGGUUACCCAUCAGCUAUGAUUUGGCAUCUCUGGAGGAGGCUACAGAGCCCAGUUCAGGGAACACAGUCUACACACUGACACAGAAGGAGAAGGCCUUCCAGCAAAAGAUGGCUGAAAUGUAUCAGAGACAGAAGGACAAGGGAGGCAUCAUAGACCUGGAGGCAGAGAGAAACAAGUAUCUUGUCCCAGCGAACCUGUUGAUAUCACUAGAUAAGGGCCAAGAGCUCAAUGAUGUGGACAUUGGAGAAGGGAAAUUUUCCAGACCUGAAACAAGUGAUAGCAGAGAAUCUGUAAGAAACUCACAAAAGUCCAGGGAGCAGGCAGAGAAACGAGGGUACACCCACAGAGACCACCACAACAGGCACUACCGCUCUCACCCUCAGGAUAGGCAACACCGACAGAGGUACUGGGGUGGGAGAGAGGAUGGCCGGAGUCAUGGUAGAUAUGUAGAGGAAAGAGUGGAAAAAUCAGCCCAUAGGUAUGGGCAUAGACAGACAAAUAAGGAUGUACGCUGUGGUACCAGUGAUCAAGAGGAUAAGCAGGUUGGGCGGAGAGCCCACAGGGAUCAGCACUUCGUGACCAGUUCCCAAGGGACUGACGAAGAAGCUGGAAGACAUCUGAGAGGAGAGAAAGUUGAGGAGUCAGCAUCAGAACCUGACAGUAAGCAGUCCGAGAAAGGUAAAUGUUUUGAGACAAAGUCAGAGGGAGCGAAGGGAAGAAAUCUUGUAGAGAAAAGAGAGGAUGGAAGAAGACCAAAGGAAAACAAGAUGGAAAACUCAGCUUCGAGGUCAGGAAAUAGGGCUAAACAGCAUGGCUCAAGUUUACCCAUGGAUAGGAAAGAUCGGAAAAGUGGAGAAAACAAAGAGUCUAAGGAUACACGUGGGUACAGGAGAGACAAGAGGAAUCGUCCUUCUCCAAUGGAGUCCAAAGACAAGAGCAUUAAACCGGAAGAAGGGGAGAGUUCUGUAGAAGACACGAAGGGAGUUGAUAACUGUGAUAACUUCAAGACGGAAGAGGUUGAUUGCAAGGGGAGUAACUCUUUCCAAAAAUCAGAAGAGAUUGACGAACGGUUGAGUGAAGGUAGUGGUAGGAAUGAUGCAGAUACUAAUUGUGAUCAUGAUGCAGGGAAAUAUUCACUGAAUGAAAGAAGUAGGGAACAUGGUAGAGAGAUGAAUCCACAGAGAAUAUCUAGGGCUAGGAAUGAUAGAGGAUGGAAAGAUAAGCGUAAUUGGAGAAGUAAAACUACAAACUUUGAAAGAGAUAGACAGCACAGAAACUGGCAUGAUACUGAAAGUGAAAAUUUUGAGGAAAAAAUAUCCAGCGAAUUUCCUUUAAGUCAUCAUGAUCGCCAAAACCAAGAAAGCUCCAAACCAGAUGAGGUUUGUAAGCCAAGGUUUGGCAGUGGAAACAGGUAUAGGGGAAACAGUGGUGUUAGGGGCAGAGAAAGGCAGUCUUAUGUACGGCACCAGCAUGGAGACGGUCGUUAUCGUGAUGAUUUCAGGAAACAUGGUGGAAGGCAAGUGGGAAGUUCAGAGUACAGUCGGAGGGGUGGGAGGGGUGGAAGGGGUCGUGGACAUAGGAACAACGACACAACGAACAUUUCCACAACCAUCUCUGAUGCACAACAUCAAGGUGCUUGCAAGUGAUAUCAACCUUAGGGCUGAAAAAGAUUGUUCAAAGGCACACCGAACUGCAACUGGUGUUAGCAAUAACCAUAAGGAAUUGUAUUAUUAUCAAGUUGCUUCCAAGCAUUAUUAGCUGGAAGGGCCAUGGAAAAAGGCACAAGGAAUUACAACUGGUACAUCUUCCAUUGCCUUCGAUACAAACCGUUAAAUUUCGUGAUAUCAACCGUAUUGCGUUGAAGGAGCCGUGGACAGGUUCUUCUCCAGUGUAUAGGACGUUGGACGUCAAACCACAUCUUUUGAUCUCGGAUAUUGUGAUACACGUUACUUUGGAACUGGACUAUAUUUACAAUGUGAGUCCAUGUGUUUAGUUGUGUAUAUAAUUUACAGUGUCUUUCUCGGACAUAAAGACUUCUUGCCUGAGGAUGAAGUAUUUUGUUAUAAACCAAGAAGGAAACAUCACAGCAGGAGUCAUUUUUGACUUCAAUAUUGAGAUGGUAGAUCUGCGAUCUGUGAUUUGCGUUUGGACUGA